CUGGCUGCUCAGACAUGAGUGUGCCUGCCCAGUAGAGAGAGCUGUAGGUAGCUAUUUCCUUUCAUAUCACAGGGGCGGCUAAAGGAAAACCCAUUCGUCUGAGCACGGUCGUGCCAGUUUGCGCGAACCGAAUCCACACACCUGGCCUGGGCAUGGACGAACAGGCAGGGCCCGGCGUAUUCUUUAACAACAACAACAACUCGGGUUUGCCUGGCGCUGGCAAAGGACCGCAUCAGCCUGGCGACGGCGACGGAGAGGCGGCCAGGGCUCAUUACAACAUUCCGGGGAUAUUGCACUUUCUGCAACACGAAUGGGCCCGCUUCGAGGUGGAUAGAGCGCAAUGGGAGGUGGAGCGAGCCGAAUUGCAGGCCCAGAUAGCCUUCCUGCAGGGCGAGAGAAAGGGCCAGGAGAACCUGAAGAAGGACCUGGUCAGGAGGAUCAAGAUGCUGGAGUACGCCCUCAAACAGGAGAGGUCAAAAUACCACAAGCUCAAAUAUGGAACAGAAUUGAACCAAGGAGACAUGAAACCUCCCAGCUACGAUGAUUCUGGUAAAUCUAAACAUGAAGGGAAUGAAAACGAGGUCCCGAGCCCCCCCAACAGUAGUCAGCUGGGUUGGAAACAGGGACGGCAGCUACUCAGACAGUACCUUCAGGAGGUGGGCUACACGGACACCAUCUUGGAUGUGAAGUCCCAGAGGGUCAGAGCGCUGCUGGGCCUGGCUGGAGACUCCGGAGAAAGGCCGUCGGACAGGAAACCGGAACCCAUGGUGAACGGCACUGAGCCAUCUUUGCUGAAGGACAGCGGCAUGAUCAGUAAACCUGACAUGUCUGACUCGGCCACUGUCCUUGAGGCCUUCAAGUUCAUAGAAAGCGCCGCCGCCGAGUUUAGCGACGAGGAGGACGACGAAGACAGCGAAGGGAGGGACAAGACUAUUAUGAACUUGGCCACUAUGGUGAGGAAGAAGACGUCUUCGUCCCCCUCCUCAUCCUCGGACAUGAGUGACGACCAGGACACGGAGGAGGCCCUGAAGGGCUUUGACUUCCUGGCCAGCCCAGAUGAGAUGGACGGCUCGCCCGAUGUCCGGAGUGCCGAAGACAGAGGAGACUGGGAGAAGGAAGAGCAGUGCCCCAUGUCCGAGGCCUGGGACGUGGACCAGGGCCUCAUAGCCCAACUCAAGGAGCAGUACAGGAAGGAGCGCAAGGGCAAAAAGGGGGUGAAGAGGCCUAACCGGUCCAAACUGCAGGAUAUGCUGGCCAACCUGCGAGAUGCCGAGGACCUCCCCUCCAUGCAGCCCCCCGUGACACCGCCCUCCCGGCCCAGCGUCCCCAGGCUCAACGAGCACGAAGUAGGCCACCCCGAGGAAGUGGAGGCCAUGACGUUUCCGCCCACGUCAGGGAAGUCGUUCAUCAUGGGGCCGGACGAGGCGGCGGAGAGCGAGCUGGGCCUGGGCGAGCUGGCGGGACUCACUGUGGCCAAUGAGGCAGACAGCCUGGCCUACGACGUGAGCAACAGUCAGGAUGCGCUGCGGAAGACAUGGAGCCCCAAGUUCACGCUGCGGAGCCACUUUGACUCCAUCCGGGGCCUGGCCUUCCACCCCGUGGAGCCCGUCCUGGUCACUGCCUCCGAGGACCACACCCUCAAACUGUGGAACCUCCAGAAGACCGCCCCCGCCAAGAAGUGUGCUGCCCUAGAUGUGGAGCCCAUCUAUACAUUCAGGGCCCACCGGGGUGCGGUGUUGUGUGUGACCAUGAGCUCUACAGGGGAGCAGUGCUUCAGUGGGGGGGUGGAUGGAACCAUUCAGAGUUGGAACACCCCCAACCCCAAUAUCGACCCCUAUGACUCAUAUGAGCCCUCAGUGCUGCGGGGGGCGCUGCUUGGUCACACUGACUCAGUGUGGGGAGUGGUCUACAGCUCGGCCCACCAGCGCCUGCUCUCCUGCUCCGGGGACGGCACUGUGCGCCUGUGGAACGCUGCCAACACCUCCCCCGCACUCGCCGUCUUCAACGAGAAAGGAGAGCUGGGCGUCCCCACGUCAGUGGACCUGGUGUGCAGUGAGCCGGCCCACAUGGUGACGUCGUUCAGCACGGGGGAGAUCGGACUCUUCAACAUGGAGACGCGGCAACUGAUCCUCAAGCUGGACCAGACCGGAGAGCCCGAAGCCCCGUGCAAGAUCAACAAGGUGCUGAGUCACCCCACUCUGCCCAUCACCAUCACGGCCCAGGAGGACAGACACAUCCAGUUCUUCGACAACAACACGGGGAAAUGUAUUCACUCCAUGGUAGCCCACCUGGACGCAGUCACUAGUUUAGCUGUGGAUCCCAACGGCUUGUACCUGAUGUCUGGCAGCCACGACUGCUCCAUCCGCCUGUGGAACAUGGAGAGCAAGACGUGCAUCCAGGAAUUCACAGCGCACCGCAAGAAGUCGGACGAGGCCAUCCACGACGUGGCGUUCCACCCCACCAAGUGCUACAUCGGCAGCGCCGGGGCCGACGCGCUCGCCAAGGUCUUCGUAUGACCGCAAAUCCCAAUGGCUAACAGCUGCGUCCGGCUCGAAGGACCAUCAAAAAGGGGACGAGUUGUGUUGUAACUAAAGGGAGAGAUGGGAGUUGGAGCCCAACUCAAAGGCAGUGUGGAAGGAAAUGUAGUGAGGUGGAUGGGUAACUAGCCACUGGUGUCUGAGUCUUGACCAGUGGCAGUCGAGAGGGAUGGUUAGACAUCUGAUGGUUUGAAGGCUGAAAGGGGUGAACGUGAGAGAGUUUUAAGAGAAAGAGGGCUGCUCUACCAUCUUUCCACCCGGGCGGGCCUGGGUGCUACAGCCAAACCAGAAGGAGAUGUGGUCAAACAUCACAAAGACCAAGAGGAUAUCCAGGAAAUUCUCAAGACCUGUACUCUCGUUUAGAAACAUUGCGUUUGUUUCCUAACUAACAGAAACACAAUACUCGUAUUCUGGCCCCCCCCCCCUCCCCGGCCAUCCCUAAGACUGCCUGUGUCUUCAAUGUCAUCGUUUUCAAAGAUUUCAUGAAAAUGUGCCUUUUUCGUCAGUCUUGCAGACAACGUUAUUUUACAGUUUGUGUGCAAAGUAGAAGUGGGCAGGGUGUUCAACAACAAGUUAUAAUUUAUUGUCCAACAUAGUACUGGACAUUGUCUAUUCCAUUUGAUCCAUAAAACUGAGUUUGAAAAUAAUUAUAUUUGCAUCAGAUGUACACAGCAUAUAUACGGCUAGUGGUCAAUAGUCACAGUACUGUUUAAAUUGUUGAACGAGUGAGUUGAGAUCCACAAUGCCCUCCAAUCCACUGAAAUAUACAGUAGCGUGCAGAACUCGAGUGCCCCUGAAUAAGAAAAAUGGUAAAUAAGUUUAAAGAAACCUGAAAGUCAGUUUGAAGUUGAAGUAAAGGCCAUGAGUCUGCAUUUCCUUGAUGUGUGAUUUAUUAUAGCCUUUUGUAUAUGUCAAUGUGGUUUUGUAUGUGAUCACAAAGAAUUGGACAUGACUCCAUUAAUUCAUCUCUAAAACAAGUAAAAAUGUAGCUUUUUAAGUGGUGCCUAUUGUCCAUACUCUUGCUUUGUACCCUCUUGAAAAGCCAACCCCAUGAAAAUAAUUGAAUUGUGUGAUAAAACUUUUCUAACUAAAUUCUACAUAUUAGCCCAUAUGAAUCUGUCACCUAAGUGAGCAAGCCAUCCUUGUAUUCCAGCUUGCUUUGCUUCGGUGUUGAAUCAGUGUUCAAAUCCAAAUUGCCUGUACACAGCCAAAACACUGACUUACCCAGGCCACAUUCUUUCUUCAACUUCAUUUAGUUUCCAAUUAAAUUGUAAAUGCUUUUAUGCUCCAGCUUCAGCUCGCCUAGGUACAAGGAGUGCCUCUUGUUGUUUGGAUGUUCCAUUCUUCACAUAAAUAGGACAACAACAUUGUAAUAUACUGUACCAACAUAAGUAGAAGCGUUAACUCUUAACAAGAUCUGUCCUGUGACACUUUGCUAGCGGUAGAUUAAUUACUCAAACUUUGUUUCACAAUUUAACGGAAUUGAUUGAUCAAUGUUGUGGUUUGACCUAAUUUGAAUACAUGCUGCUUUAUCGUGUAUUUAUAGUUGAGCAAUCAGACAAACUGCACUGAAAAAUGGUUUGCAGUGAAUCAAUUUAUUCAUUUGAUUUGUUUUUUUAUUUGAGCUGUGUAUUUAUUUAUGCCUCCGUGUCAUUUAAGCCAAAAGAAUCAACCAAGUAUUGUCUUACAACGACAAGAUGCUUCACAGAGAGCCUGCACAUGUAAAGUUUCCUGCGACCGUUAAGUUGGCUCUUUCAGCUUAUAAUGCUAAGUUAGCUAUUUUGCUAAUGCUAAGUUAGCUAUGGCUGCUAAGAUAGUUUCUUCAUAGAUAUCCUGCUUGCCCCUGUGCUGAGUUAGCCCCUUGGCUCCCAUUUUUGACAGCAGAACUGACGUCUCUCAGUACUCAACUGCACACAAGCUACGCUCCUGUGUUUAGGCGAUAUGACCAGCUCUGGUCAGAAAGCAGGGUAAAUGCUUUAGGUAAUAACUGUUUGAAAAUAGAAUUUUGUCAAAUUAUUUUGAGCAAUUACUAGUUUUUUAUUUACUAUACAUGGUUGGUGAAAAAGGUAAAUCCUUGUUAAAUACAGGUAAAUAUUUUUUUAAAGAAUAUUUUCUGUUUUACUUGAACAUUUAGGAGUUAUUCCUUGGGAUUUGUGUACUUUGUUUCUUUUGUAGUGGAAUGGUUGGAGAUUUGCCGGUCUUAUCACAAGUUGUAUGCCUUUGGUUGUGAGCACUACAGAACAAGACAGGUUUUUGUCAUUUAUUCUCAAAGUUGUCUCAUCUGCAGUUGAACAUGUCAGAGAUUAGGAUUUCGCUAUCUACCAAAUGCUUUGGUCUCUAAAAUAAGGACUGUUGAAUGACGAGGAUGGAUCAAAAUCUGUGGGGAAUUCGGUGUGCUUGCGUUGUACAAAGAUAUUUUUUCCUUUUAAUUUUUCUUUGGUGUCAGGUAAUUUUAGACAAUGUAAGGGAGCGAACAAAAAACGUGUACAGUUUUAAAGUAUAUAAAAAAAAGAAAAUAGAUAUUUAUUAACACAGUAUAUAGAGUGGCUAAACAUGGUGAUGUGAAAUGGAGUCCGUAUGUAUGGUGCGCUUGUCGUGGUAAACGUACAGUAGUCUCAUCACAACACUGAGUAGUUGAACAAAAGAGGAGUAGGUAUAUGGCCCCCUGCUGCUCACAAUGUGGAAGAACCAUAUUUCACCAGGUUGGCUCACAUUUCAUGUCUUUUAAUGGGCUGUAUGUCCAUUUGAAUGACAGAAUAGUGAGGGCCGACCAUAAACUAGUGUUUUUUUUGUUGUGUGUUUUUGGUCGUGGAGAACCACUUUAAAUACUAGUUUUCUCCAAACCAGUUUGAUUGAGCUGUCGUUUUUGAGACCUGUUAGUUCGCUGUGUGUCCAUCAAGACUGCAUACGAUCCUCAAUUGGAAUAAUAAUAACCAAGCAAACAGUGGUCCUCCAGAACCAGGAGUCGGACAAGAACUAGACUUUGAACAAAUAAUUAUCGUGUUGUUAUAGGCAGUGUAAAAGCAGAAUGCUCUAGUCUAAGUGACUCAUAGUGACUCAUAGAUAUGCGUCUAAAAUUCACUUGUCCGUUCUGAGCAGCAGGGGGUGUUGCUUACAAGCACUACAAAGUGUAUGAAAAGAGAUCACACAAAACAAAGAACAUAUUAAUAACCAAUGGGAAAACAAACACAAAGCAUUGGGCGAAGCCAAGUUUGCCUGUUGUACAUCAAAAGUAAUUCCCCUUUUAACCUCCAGUUGUAUAGAGAAUUCUUUUAAGAUGUGAAUUUGAUAAAUAUGCUAAUUGGACUGUACAUACAGUACAUAUAAUUAUUGUCAUUUAUAGUUUAUUCUUUUUUCAUGAUGUAUUGUAUUUUUUCUCAGAUGGGAGAUUGACAGAUUUAUCAAUAACAACAAUAAAGGAAUAUGUUGUAUAUCA
Salvelinus fontinalis (brook trout) is the source of this 5973-nucleotide messenger RNA. RefSeq names its product striatin-like. NCBI's taxonomy places the organism in Eukaryota, Metazoa, Chordata, Actinopteri, Salmoniformes, Salmonidae. Gene Ontology annotation, molecular function: calmodulin binding; armadillo repeat domain binding; protein-containing complex binding. The coding region runs from base 153 to 2516 and encodes 787 amino acids. Gene Ontology annotation, cellular component: dendrite. The record is from RefSeq and is a predicted model, not a curated record. The transcript is spliced from 18 exons.